Molecule: messenger RNA, 5541 nt
Organism: Symbiodinium necroappetens
Lineage: Eukaryota; Dinophyceae; Suessiales; Symbiodiniaceae
Source: the annotation of a GenBank genome assembly
AUGGCGGCUUUGGGUAAAAGGGCAAAUCUCAAAGUAAACGUUACACGCAGAGAUUUAGUCGAUUUUUUUAACGGCCUGGCGACGUUGGUAGAUGCGGGUGUUGAUAUCGCGGAAAGUUUGAACGUACUGGUUAAUGAAACCGUUGAUGAGGGUUUCAAGCAGAUUCUGGAUGAUGUCCGUUUGAACAUCCAAAGUGGUGUGAAUUUUUUUGAUGCGAUGUCUGCCCACCCUGAAGUGUUUACAGCGGAGAUCUGCAAUCUUGUGCGGGCUGGUGAACACAGCGGUGAGCUGGUGGCGGCUUGUUACGACAUCAGUGAGCAUCUUGAAUGGCUGGAUCAGCUGAUGGGUGACGUGAAGCAGGCAACCAUGUACCCGGCGAUGAUUGCAACUGCGGUAAUGGGUCUGGUGUUUCUGAUGUUCAGCUUCGUAGUCCCUCAAUUCUCAGUCAUUUUCGACAGUUUGAAUAUUGAGCUACCGACCAUUACUAAGGUUGUGGUGACUAUUGGUGCUUUCUGUAACAGCCACUGGUGGGCGAUGCUGCUGGCGAUCGGCGGACUUUUUGCCGGUCUCAAGUUUGGACCGGUUUACUCGCCGAAGAUGGCAUACACCAUGGAUAAGGUGAAAUUACGUAUGCCGGUGUUUGGUCCGAUAAAUCAGUUGCUGGUGCUAUCGCGCUUUGCUCAUAACAUGGCGCUGAUGCUUAAAGCAGGUGUGCCCAUAAUCGAAGCGCUAUCCCUUGUCUCUGGUGUGGUGGCCAAUCGGGUCAUGCAAGCUGCUUUAGACAGCGCACAGCAGGCGGUUACCGAUGGGCGUCGCAUGUCUAAAGCACUCAGCGAUCAUGAUGUCGUGAGUCCUAUUGUGAUGCGUAUGAUUGUGGUCGGUGAAGAAACCGGCAAACUCGAUAGCUGCCUGGAAAAGGUGUCCACGCGGAUGGACGAUGAGCAUACGCGGAUGAAUAAAUCCAAGGGCUUCUCUCUGCUGGAAAUGAUUGGUGUGAUGGCUGUGAUGGCCAUUCUUGCCGGCGCUUUGGCGCCCAGCGUUUUUCAACUCAUUGAAGAAGGCUAUCAGACCGCUGAGCAACAGAGCUUAGGGACAAUCUCUGAUGCCCUGCAAAAGUCCAUCGUUCGUGACAGGCGCAUCCCUACAACAACAUUGUCAGACUGGAGCAAUGCGGUUGCACAAUACGCUUCGCUGCCACCUGCACGUAUUACGACUAACGAUAAGAAUUUUUCCCGCAGACUUUAUGCGGAUCCGAUGUUUUUUAAUGCCAGCAAUCAGAACUUUCCCGGUUAUACACAGAUCUCGGGAUUGGCAAAUGUACCCUAUUCACCACGCUUAAUGGUUGUCUCAAGUUUGGCGGGUAACGUCACUGCGAAUCUGAAUACACAUGAUCGGUUCACAGACGUCUGGGAGCAGAAUAUCGGCGCUUUGCUGGUUGAAGAUGACGUGCUGAUGAUCGAACGCAUCAACCUCGCGCCGCUGUUUGUCCGAAUCCUGCUGAAUAACGCCAAUGCCUCACAAGCCGGCUUUGCACUGGAAAACGGCGGCGAGAAUGCCGUAUCAGCUGCCUCUGGGGGUGUAGACGGCGCGCGAACGGUUUACGUCCUUAGAGGUGAUAUGAGUCGUACGCGUUAUGCCAUUUCCUGGUUGUAUGGUGAGUUCCGCAUUGCCCGUUUUCAUCGUGAUGAAAUAGCCGAGCAGUGGGAGUCACCUGAGCAGGUUGAAAGUUACGCUGAUCUGGUAAGAGUACUUGAUCAGGCUGCUCAGGCUAUUAACCUUGGUGACAAAGGUGACGUGACCGUCGUUCACGAGCACGAUCUGCACACCCACGAAUAUCUUGAAGUGCCGGCCAUGAAGCGCCGGGAUCUGGAAAGAUAUCUGCAUCGUCGAGUGCAGCAGGAUAAGUCAUUUGAUGAAGAGGCAGCCUGGUGUUUCCAUCAGGUCGCCCACGCUGGCGGCAAAGAAGGUGUGUUGCUGCACCUGUUACCGAAGCGAAUUGUUAAAUCGACCCUGGCCGCAUGCGGUGCUGUGGGGCUUGCACCCAAACAGUAUGUUCCGCUGACAGAAAUUGUUUCUGAUUAUCUGCCCACACUAGACUUAAACGUUGACGACAUGGUUGUCGUGGUGGCGUGUUUCAAGGCGCGUACAGAAAUCAUUAUUGCACUGGCAGACGGUGAGGCCCUGUUUGUGCGCGAGCUCAACUACGGCCUGUCUGCCAGCACUUAUGAGCGGCUUGUUACUGACGUCAAUCGGACUCUGCGUUAUGGGCGGCAGCAGCUUGGCCGGAGUGUGACCAAAGCUUUGAUGAUGGGUGAUAUCAGUGCGGAACUGGUUGAACCUCUCGAAACCAAUAUAGACGUGCCAGUCAGUUUUGAUGAGCAGGCAUCCGACCCGUACUUCUGGACAUUAUGGGCAACCCGGCUGUCAGGCAAGCUAUCAGCUAACUUCAUUUCCGUUUUUGCGCAAAAAAACAUUACCGCGGAUGCGGUGCGCAGAGUUGCCGCCUGGUCAACCGCUGCGGUGUUGAUGGUAACCACGGUCAUGACGUUGUUUACCGGUGGUCUGGUGACACAUCGGGCGGAUCAGAUUCGCGGUAUUGAAUCUCGAACAGAAGAAGUGCGCGUGUUGAUUGAACAGGUAGAACAGAAAUUGUGGGAAGGGCGUUUGAAACAGGAUCACCUUGGACGCCUGCAAGCCACCAGUAAAAAUUUGCCCGCGUUGCUGGUGGUGCAUCUGGGUCAGCUUACGCCGCCUGAAGUCACUUUGACCAGGGUCAAUGUUGCGCGUCAGGAAUCUGCCUGGCGGGUCCUGAUCAACGGAACGGUGGCAGGUGAUCUGCGUGAAAGUGCCCGCAUCCUGGCUAAUCUAGAAAUGCAGUUAAGCGAACCGCCCUGGCAGAUCAGCUUCAGUAAAAGUUUCACAAACACCUGGAUGCAACAGUUUGCCCAGGGAAAGUUGCAGCGUGAAGGUGAAAAUGGUCUGGAUAUGGAAAUCGAACUGCCGGAUACGCUGGAGCUGGAUCAAGAUCAAGACGCGAUGCCGCCUGAAGAAAGAAUGCAAUAUCACGGCGGCAUCAAAAAAUAUAUUCACAUGAUUGUUGAUGCAUGGUUUGCAACACCUGCUCGCAUUGCUGCAACCUGCGCGCUUGUGCUUGCUUGUUUUGGUUUGAUCUUAUGGAAUCUCGACAGGCUUUCUAUCCUGGAUGAACUGGUGGAGCUGGAGGUCUCAGAAUAUCGCCUGGACAGCCAGCUCAAUGAUCUGGAACUGGAACUGGCCAGUAUUGAUGUAGAGAGUCUCAGCACGGCGAUUGAGGCAGAAAACGAUAAGGUCUUUCAAGGCUUUCCCGAAUUGGCAGCCUGGGCGGAAAACCUGGCAGCGAUCGCUGCAGAUCGGUCAAUGGUCUUCAGUUAUCAGGCGAAGGUGCCACAUUUAUCUCCCGUGCCCGAUGUGCUCGAAGUACCUGUUACUUUGACUUUUAAAGCCGCGCCGGAUUCGGCCGAUAACCUAUUUGAUCAAUCGAUGGCGCUGAUUGGUUUCAUUUUGCGCGAUCACUGGCAUAUGGAUGUGUUGCAAACCCAGGCGUUAGGAGACGGCGAUGGUCUUGAUGCCAUCAGCAUCCAGGCCCAGGUAUGGGUGCGCGAUCGAUUUGGUUUUGUUGAUCUGGCUGCUCUACAAGCGCAGAUCCCUGCGGAGAAUCAGGAUGUUGACGAGUUCAGCACUGCCAGCAUGGGUAGCGUUGAAGAGAUCGGCAUGUUGGAUGAGUUUUCUGUUGCUAACAAUGUUGCGGUGACCACACGUCGUAUUGGCGAAUCGCGUGAUGCCAUUGGGUGGCUCAACGAUGUUGCACGCGAUCCGUUUGACGGCGGCGCUUUGGAUGCGCAGGCGCAUGCAAUAGGUAUUCUGGACGUGGAAUUCAGAGAUUUACCUCUGGAGAGGGCAUUGUCCCUGAUGUUGGAUAGUCUGGAUUAUUACUGGGAGAUCAACGACGGCGUCAUUCGCAAUGGGUCCAGCUCAGCCAAAGUAUCUUCCAGUUCGUCGGAAGGAGGCAGUUCCCCAGGUGGAGGGUCUGAUGACGAAGCGGGUUCUAUCGUCAUUGCACAGACGGAUGAAAUUGAAUUCUGGGGAGAGCUGCAGGCACAAUUGGAACAGCUGUUGAGCGAAUCCGGUAGCAUCGUGAUGAACAGUUUAUCCGGAACGCUGCAGGUGACUGAUCAACACGCCCACGUCGAAUCGGUGGCCAACUACAUAGACCAUGUGAAUCGUUCGAUUCAUCGCCAGGUCGAUAUCGAAGUCAAAAUCCUUGAGGUGGUGUUGGAAGACAGUUCUGCGCUGGGGGUUAACUGGUCCAGGGUGUCUCGCGUACUUGAUUCGGGGACGAAUGUGGAUUUCUCCACGUCCGGUAUUGUAACUUCGCCUGCUGGCGGUAUCGCGCCACUGUCAUCGGUACUGAAUCUGUCUGCGUUCAACCUGAAAAACGAUGGCAAUACUCGCAUACAAGCCGUGGUAGAAGCUUUAGAAGAGCAGGGUGAUGUCGAAAUUGUAAGCCAGCCUCAUGUGCGAACAAUGAAUAACCAGACCUCGCUGAUCAAAGUGGGCACCGACCGAACGUUUUUCCGGCGUGAACAAUCAACAGAUUCUACUUCGGCGGGUUCUAUUACCACGGCAACCGACAUCCCCCAGGUGGUCACGGAAGGCGUGGUGUUAUCGAUUACACCGCAAAUUGGUGACACGGGCUGGAUCAUGAUGGACAUUUCUCCGGUAGUCACCCGGGUGUCCAGUGUCAGCGUGGUUGAAGAUGUUAAUGGGGUUAUCCAGAGUUCUGCACCAAACCUGGAUGUGGCACAGGUGUCCUCUUUGGUUCGUGCGCGUAGUGGCGAUACGGUUGUUCUGGGUGGAUUGAUUCAAAGUGCAGAUUCGAAUACCAAGCGCGGUGACUUUCAAAACAUCCGUGCGCAGCUCGCGCAGAUGUCAUUCGCUGAUGGGCAAGCUUUGGUUGCCGGGUUUCUCGACGAUCAUCCCACACAUCGGGAAGCGCGCAUCACGCUUGCACGUCUGCAGGUGCUGGAUAACGAUCCUGCCUCUGCACUGCUGACGCUGGAUUCUCUGGUGGCAUCAGUGGCCGCCAAGAAUCAUUCUGAUUGGCAACCGUGGUUCUGGACUGGCACCGCUUAUCUCGCCCUGGGUGAAAUUGAAUCAGCACGUCGCAUGUUGGAUGUUGCUGUCUCUAAAGAAGGCCAGGUUGUAGAGAUCUGGGUGCAGCUUGCGGUUUUAGAGCAGGAGCUGGAUAACCACGCUGCGGCGCUGCAAUACAUCGGCAUUGCUGAACAGAUUGAUGCGCAAGCCGCGCAGAUUUACCUGAACAGAGCAUACAGCCUGGAACGCCUGGGUGAGUUUGACGCCGCGCUCAGUGCUUAUCAGCAAUUCAUGUCCAGCAGAAUGUCACCAGGGGCAGAGGCCUUGCGUCCGUCGGUGAUGCGUCGCAUGGCACUGUUGGCCGAACGCCAGCAGGCUGCUGAAGAAAACUCGGGUCAGAGUUCCUGA